Molecule: messenger RNA, 3994 nt
Organism: Cynocephalus volans (Philippine flying lemur)
Lineage: Eukaryota; Metazoa; Chordata; Mammalia; Dermoptera; Cynocephalidae
Gene: NHLRC2
Product: NHL repeat containing 2
Exons: 11
Coding region: 313-2493 (726 amino acids)
Molecular function (GO): protein binding
Source: RefSeq, a predicted model, not a curated record
CUCCCUGAGCGUUUCUAGGACGCGGUCCCCGGGGCCUCUCCCUGUUGAAUCUGUGGCUCCGAAUGUCCAGGCUCGGCUGUGCCGGACCUGGAAGGGGCGGGGUGGGUUGCGACGGUAGUUUACGUGCACGAGAAUUGCGACGAUUUGCACUUUGGCACUGGGACGGAUGCUUAAAAAAGAAAAAAAAGUGUCGUCGGCGUGGAGUGGGGCUGGUGGGGGCUGAGGCGAAUGCGCCCUUCUGAAACCAAAGGGCAGUGAGCGCCUCCUCUCCGCCCCCCGCGGGCCGGCGCCGCCCGGGAGCCCAGGGAGAACAUGGCGGCGCCCGGAGCGCGCGGCUGCGGCCUCUCGGGCCUGCUCCCCGCGCAGACGUCGCUGGAGUACGCGCUGCUCGACGCCGUCACCCAGCAGGAGAAGGACAGCCUGGUCUACCAGUAUCUGCAGAAAGUGGACGGCUGGGAGCAGGACUUGGCAGUGCCCGAGUUUCCGGAAGGAUUAGAAUGGCUGAACACAGAAGAGCCUAUUUCUGUCUACAAGGAUCUAUGUGGAAAAGUGGUCAUCCUUGAUUUCUUCACCUACUGCUGCAUAAACUGUAUUCACCUAUUGCCUGAUCUCCACGCAUUAGAACACACAUACUCUGAUAAAGAUGGUCUUCUGAUUGUUGGUAUCCAUUCAGCUAAGUUUCCAAAUGAAAAAGUCCUGGAUAACAUAAAGAGUGCUGUUCUUCGAUACAAUAUCACCCACCCUGUGGUUAACGAUGCAGAUGCCAGCCUUUGGCAAGAACUAGAAGUUUCCUGCUGGCCAACUCUGGUCAUACUUGGACCCCGUGGAAACAUGUUGUUUUCUUUGAUUGGAGAGGGACACAAAGAUAAAUUAUUUUUGUAUACUUCAAUAGCUUUAAAGUAUUACAAAGACAAGGGACAGAUCAGAGAUAAUAAAAUCGGAAUAAAACUCUACAAAGAUUCUCUGCCACCUUCACCAUUGCUAUUUCCUGGCAAAGUAACAGUAGACCAUGUUACAAAUAGAUUGGUAAUAGCAGACACUGGACAUCAUAGAAUUUUGGUUGUUUGGAAGAAUGGACAAAUUCAAUACAGCAUUGGAGGACCCAACCCUGGAAGAAAAGAUGGAAUAUUUUCAGAGUCAACUUUUAAUUCUCCUCAGGGUGUAGCCAUAAUGAAUAAUAUCAUAUAUGUGGCAGACACUGAAAACCACCUUAUAAGAAAGAUUGACCUAGAAGCUGAGAAGGUGAGCACCGUAGCUGGCAUUGGAAUUCAAGGUACAGAUAAAGAAGGUGGAGCAAAAGGAGAACAGCAACCCAUUAGUUCCCCAUGGGAUAUAGUUUUUGGAACAUCAGGUUCAGAGGUCCAAAGAGGUGACAUUCUGUGGAUAGCCAUGGCAGGGACUCAUCAGAUAUGGGCACUUCUACUGGACUCUGGCAAACUGCCAAAGAAAAAUGAGUUAAAAAAAGGAACCUGCCUUCGAUUUGCUGGAAGUGGAAAUGAAGAGAAUCGAAACAACGCAUAUCCUCACAAGGCAGGUUUUGCCCAACCUUCAGGCCUUUCUCUGGCCUCUGAAGAUCCCUGGAGCUGCCUGUUUGUAGCCGACAGUGAGAGCAGUACAGUGAGAACUGUCUCGCUGACAGAUGGGGCAGUGAAGCACCUCGUAGGAGGAGAAAGAGAUCCCAUGAACUUAUUUGCUUUUGGUGAUGUUGAUGGAGUAGGAAUCAGUGCAAAACUUCAGCACCCACUUGGAGUAGCAUGGGAUAAGAAAAGGAAUUUACUUUAUGUGGCAGACUCCUAUAAUCACAAGAUUAAAGUUGUGGAUCCAAAAACCAAAAACUGCACAACAUUAGCAGGAACUGGAGACACAAAUAAUGUUAUCAGUUCUACUUUUACCGAGUCAACUUUUAAUGAACCAGGAGGCUUGUGUCUUGGAGAAAAUGGUCAGUUGUUAUAUGUAGCAGACACCAAUAAUCAUCAAAUUAAAGUGAUGAAUUUAGAAACAAAAACGAUUUCUGUGCUUCUCCUCUUCAAAUCUGAAGAUACUGUGGUAGAUGGCCCAUUCCUAGUAGAAAAACAGAAGACAUUACCCAAACUACCUAAAUCUGCUCCAAGUAUCAGGCUUUCCCCAGUGAGUGCAUGUCCUGGACAGACUCUUCAGUUCAAGUUAAGAUUAGACCUCCCAUCAGGAACAAAGCUAACUGAAGGAGCCCCCAGUUUCUGGUUUCUAACAGCCGAAGGCAGUGAAUGGCUUCUUCAAGGACAGAUGCCAUCUGGAGACAUAGAGAACAUUUCUAAUCAACCAACAAUUUCCCUGCAGAUUCCUGGUGAUUGCUUGUCACUUGAAGCCGUUGUAUCUGUGCAUGUGUUUCUUUAUUACUGUAGUGCAGACAGCAGUGCUUGCAUGAUGAAGGGAAUUUUGUUCAGUCAACCCUUACGAAUAACUGAUACACAACAAAGUUGCAUAGCUCCAAUAGAGCUCAGGUAUGUAUUUUAGCAAUCUAGCUAACAAAUCAUCGCUACAGCCCUCUGUGCUCCAUACUUGCCAUCACUGUAUCUUAGGAGAAAAAACUUUUAUUUCUGCCUCUGGAUACCAAGACACCCUUUGCUCAGUUCUAGCAACUGAUAUUGAAAUAAAGUCAUGCUCCUUAUUUACAUUUUUAUUAUAAAUGAAUUCCUUCAUUCUGGCUAUGUACUAGCUAAGUCACUGACCAUCAUUUGAACCAUGAUAUUGUAAUCUAUGCUGCUAUUUGGCACAGGACUGAGGUCCACACUAUAGUAGAGAAUAUAAUAAGAUAAUUUGCAGUGAACACUGAUAAUAAUCAUACCAGAUAAUUUAACUAACUUUUUCUACCUUUAUAAAUAGUAAUCACAUUUGAACGUGUAAAUUUCACAGUAACUUUAGGCAGAACAUUAGCUCCAGUCCACAUUUAUGUAUAGACACCUGCCACUCAAAGCAUAAAGUCUAUUAUAAGCCAAAAAAAGAGUCUUCCCAUUACAGUAGAAGCUUAAAGAGUACCUGGGUGGUAAAUAUGAUUUUUAUUCUCUUCUGUAAUUUUCUCAGUUGAGAUAUUGUUAAAAGAAAGUUUUGAUCUAUUUUUAUAAUAAAUUAUGUGUUGUUUUAACAUACCACUAUUAAUGCCUUAUAACUUUGUACAGAAAAGUUGAACAUAGAAUCUCUAAGGGCAUACAGACCCCAGAAAUAUAACUUUCAAGGAAAAAGGGACUUAGGGACACCUUACAGUCUGUGAUAAAGAAUUCAUUAUGACAGUUGAAUCUGAUAUAAAUGGGUAUGUAUGUUGUUUUGGAAUUGUACAUUUCACUUGUAAGCACUGAAUGCUUGCAGAUUUAUUGGGUUUUGGUUUUGUUUUUCUUGGUUCCCAUAUUCAGAAUUUAAAUUAAGACCUUUUAUUGUGAUAUUUUUAAAAUCACUUUUAAGCCUUCAAAAUUAAAUUUUUUUUUUGUCUUUUUGUGACCGGCCACACCGCGCUCAGCCAGUGAGCGCACCGGCUAUCCCUAUAUAGGAUCCGAACCCGCGUGGGGAGCACUGCUGCGCUCCCAGCGCUGCACUCUCCCGAGUGCGCCACGGGGUCGGCCCCAAAUUAAAUUUUUAACGUGAAGUAUUUUCAUGCUAUUAAUAGACAUAUUAUAUCCUAAUAUAUUACUCUUUAAAAUAUCAAUGCUAAGAAAUAUAGUGCUUUGAUGACACUUUUUUUUAACCUCAAAAGAAAUAGCCACUGAAGAUAUUGAGAAGUUUAUUAUUAUUAUCAUAAUUUAUCUUUACAAUUAUUUAAAAGCCUAUUUUUGUUUUUCCUAAGACUGAAUCAAUAUGUUUGUGAUUAAUCAGCUUGCAAGAUUUUAAAAACAUCAGGUGAACCAUGUUUAUUUAGUAAAUAUUUAUAGACAAUAUGCUUUCCCCCCUUCAAAGACAGUGCUAAAUUUGAAGUGUAAUCCUUUACACACCGUCUGCUCAUUUCUUUAUAUUUCUUUGAAAUAUA